AUGGGGGACAUUGAAAUUACAAUACUAGAUCACAUUAUCUCCCAGAAUGGUCAGAAGACCGUCAACAUCGAGCGACUGCCUAGCCAACUCCAAAAGUCCAAGCUCGAUGCCCCUCCUACUGUUCAGGACUUGCAACGUGAAGUUGGUCGUCUUCGCCAGGAGAUUGCAUUUUAUCAAGAAGCUCAGAAAGCAUUAUUAGCCUCAUUCGAGGGUAGCAGGGAGGCUUAUCGUUUGCUGCGGGAUACGCUCGAAGCUGUCGUGCUUCAUCAGGACUUGGCGCAAGCUUUUAUGUCUUUGGCUUACGGCGCUCGAAAAGCUGGAACUGUGAUCCAACAGUCUCUGCGACAUACAUCUGAAACAUUGGCUACUUCAGAGGGCCAUUUACUCCAAUCGCUUGGAAUAUCGUUGGAUGAUAGUGCAACAAAAGAUUAUACAAUCUUAUAA
This is a messenger RNA of Aspergillus pseudonomiae, 444 nucleotides long. RefSeq lists its product as uncharacterized. NCBI's taxonomy places the organism in Eukaryota, Fungi, Ascomycota, Eurotiomycetes, Eurotiales, Aspergillaceae. Bases 1 to 444 code for a protein of 147 amino acids. The record is from RefSeq and is a predicted model, not a curated record. The transcript has a single exon.